Penicillium brasilianum is the source of this 2967-nucleotide messenger RNA. Lineage: Eukaryota; Fungi; Ascomycota; Eurotiomycetes; Eurotiales; Aspergillaceae. The record is from the annotation of a GenBank genome assembly.
CACCAUCCAAUUUCUAAUUAUGCCCCCCUUCAAAGUCGUCACCUCGAAGUCCUACUCCCAAGGGGCCGCCCGACAGCACCGUAAAAAGAGUGGUCACAAUGCGACCUCUUGUGUCCCAUGUCGCACGGCGAAAUUGCGCUGCGACCGCGGGAAACCAUGCCAAGAAUGUGCGUCUAAAGCGCGCGAGCUGUCGUGCCAGUAUGAGGACAAAUCAACUAGUCGGCUGGAGCAGCGGCCAGUGCCACUGGCUGCAGCUGCGUGUUCCGUAACCAGAGACUCGGUGAUUGUUCCGCGCAUCGGCGGGGAGUACGAUCACCAUUACUCCGUUCCCCGGUGGGAGCCGCAAGAUAAGGGACUCUCCAGCGAUACACGUGGGUUCCUCGUCUCGGACAAGUCCCAGACUCAUACUACUAGCGGGCGGUAUUUUGGCAGUACGCACUGGGCCAUCUUUGUCGCCGAGUUCCCUGAGAUUCGCCGAUUCCUGGAGAAGGAUCCCAUCUUCGAGGAGAGCUGGCGGCUCCUCGCCCAAAUCCGCCAGCUCUAUCCCGGGCCUGGGCUGCCCAUGGAUCGAUGGCCCCACGGAAGCCAGCAGAGUAUGCUGCGGUAUCUGCACGAAGCCCAGCCCUCAGAAGCAGUCUCGAAUAUCCUCAUCCACGGGUAUUGGAGCACAGUGGGCCAGAUGAUGCCCGUAGUUCCUCGAGCGCAGUGGUUCGAACAAUAUCACCAGUUCCACGCGGAGGGGCGGUCUAGCGAUCUUCACUGGCUGCUGAAGACUACCGCAAUCCACGGGCUCGGGUUUAUCAACGACGUCUCAGAUGAUGGACUCGGCCUCACGCUUGCCGCCCGGCAGCAGAAUGGCCGGUGUCUUGCGAAGAUCGUGGAGAGGAUCGUCUUCACACACCCCUCCCUCCGGAAGCCGAGUAUCGACGUUCUCGAGAUCUUUCUUCUGCUGCUGAUGUUCAAGAACUCGAUGAGCGAGGUCGACGGGCCGGACGGCAUCUGCGCCAUCCUCGGGAUGCUGCAGAAACUGGCAUUCACGCUGGGGCUUCACCGUGAGCUCGGUAAGACCGCGGGCUUGUCGCCUGGGCAAGUGCAGAGACGUCGUGAGAUCUGGGCGAUGGUCCGCAUCCUGGACCACGAGUACUCGAUCCACAGCGGACUACCGCACACCAUCCGCCAAGACCAGUGUAACAGUGAGCCCCCAAGCCGAGACCACCACCUUGACCAUACCACCACACGGGAAGAAGAGUUCAGCCUGGCGUGGUUCUCCUCGUACGCCAAACUGACAGCCCAAGCGGCCGAGCUCGAGCAGCGGUCCUACUGCCUCAACCUGGCCAUUUCGUCCACCGAGCUGCAAGGCUACUGUGUGCGGCUCUCCGGGGAGAUGCAAGGCUUCAAGUCCCUGCUCGAUCACGAGGUAUCAAAUCUGACGAAUCUGUGGGUCUCCAGCGGCAUGUCCCCGAUGCUGGCGUUCUACCACCUCCUGCUACACGUCCUUCGACACCGUACCACCAUGCUUCUGUACCAGCCGCUGUUGAACGACCAGCCGCGAAUCGCAUGGUUUUACUAUGUCAAGGCGGCAUACGCCAUGCUGAUCCUGUACCAAGAUUUCGCCUCAUCGCAGACGCACGCCUCGCCCUCCUGGUGGUACUUUUACCACUCCUUCAUCAAGUUCGAUAUCUACCGUGCCGUAAUCGGGCUUUGCUAUGCCGUGCAUUGCAUGGCCCGCGACGAGCUCAAGUGCCUACAGCCCCACGCAGCAUUCUCACCCGCACACCCGCCACAGUCCCCGGCCCCCGUCCACGUCCACUUGCCCCGUGAGAUCUCGUCCCGGCCAUCGACAGCGCUCCAAAGACCCAGUAAACUUAGCAGCGAGCUAGCGCCUGACAUUGAGGCCAUGCUGUGUGCGGUUGAGGACACGCGACAGCUGUGGGCGCACAACAUCCACGUCGGCAUCAACCACGUCAAAGCCUUCCAGCUCCUCAGCAUGAUCAUUGCGUGCACCAAGGCCGAGCUAGCCGGCGAUGACACAUUCACGGUCGCACAGUCCGAGGCGCAAGCAUGUCUGUCCCUGGCUAAGGCACGGGUAGAGGAGAAUCUGCACGAGCAGCGCACCCAGACGCAGCGGGAUUGCGGGCCACCGGAGACGGUGGGCGAAGAUACGUUAGGCGGCGAGGGGGUGCUGGAAAUCUCGAGCACGCUGGGCGUUAGUUCACAUGAAAAUUCCAGUCUUAUUUUUGCAGAGGCAGAUGCUGAUACGGGUGCGAUGGGCGGGGCUGAGUGGUUUUAUGCCGCAGCGUAUGAGCAGCCGGUUGAUUGGGAUUGGUUUGAUCAGCUGGUGGAUGUCAGCUGAAUUGUAGAUUUGGCUAUUGAGCAUGGCGGGCUGGUUGGUCGCUGCUUUGUUCGACUCCCCACGACCAGGAAAGUCGGGCGAGGCCCAGCCCUACUCAAUGCUAUUGAAAGAAAUUUCAACCUUUCUAGGAGGCUGGGGCCAGGGAAGAUAUUCCCAGGGUUUACUGAUCAAAGCGAUUUCGAGAAUACAUGUACAAUCAUACAAGCUCACAGAACCUCUCUGCGCCCGAGAUGAUCAUCUCCCACCACAAACGCAAAGAUCAAGCAAGUCUAGCGACACAAUCAAAGCAAAGUCUAGCUUCGUGGUCUUCAAACAGAGAGCUGAACAAAAAGUAUCGUCAUACCCGGGUUAUGGCUUGACAGGGCGCUUGGGAUAGAAUUCUUGCCGGCAACUCACUAUUUAUAGGGGCUAAUUAUCGCAGAAGUCACAUGUAUAGAAAGUUAUCCCUAAGCGUGGCCUGUUCCUUAAGCAAAAUGGUUUGGGUAGCGGUGUAGUCAAAACUUUGGAUUGCAAUCGUGACGUGGGUUGGAGUCAACAGUGGCAGAGUAACUCCAUUGCAGACCCAACACGCAGAGUUGUCCUUCGUCGGGAUCCCAGCUCCGCAUAAUCAGAAA